CGAAAGCUUCUCUUCACCUCCCUGCUCCACCGCCUUGCUCCUCUACCGUGGCGCAGUUAUUGAGAUCGUGAAAAGAGAGUCUUGCCUUUUCUUCGAUGCGUUGAACAUAAAUACCAUGCAUGCCAGCCAGCUUGACAACACACUGGACAAACCCGCAACGCUAUCACAAUUCAAGUCAAAGUCAAUCACGAAUUAACAAUGAACGCACCUACACCCACUCAAACACCGCUCUCCACCACCACUUCGGUCCCAGCCGCGGCCGUGACCUUCAACGCGAUAUGGAACUAUCCCGUGGGCCCGUCCUCCCUGAUGGCGAGCAUCAUUACCAGCUAUGACCUGGUCGACCAACAGACGACCGCCGUGGUGCACUACGCCGUGGACUGCCCGCCCGCCGACAAGCCCGACAAUAACAUGUGUCGCAGCCUCGGGAUGUACCCGAUGGAGGUGUACUACACGCAGGGCUCAGUCCGCGCGGGUCUGAUGACAGAUCAGUUCAGGGACCGCACGACUGCCUGGACAUGCCACCUGGGGACAUGCCCGUCGUCCGCGACUGCCUGCCACGGGCCCGUCAGUGCGAGCUGCAACCUCACCAUCACGGGCUCGGCCGGCCCGGCCACCACCCGGUACGCGUUUCCGGAACCCUGCGGACAGAAUUCCGUCCCUAUUGAGAUCACUGCCGGCUUGGACAAAGUCAGCAUGCCGGCGUACUGGCUGCCCACGGGCACCUGGACGGAUGUGGCGGAAUAUGCAGCGGCCAUGACGAGCGCUUGGAACAGCGAGUUGGUCGAGAGCGGGUGCUCCACGCGUCUUGCGCUCGACGUGCUGGUGAGCUCGGCGGCACAAGACGGAGAGAGCAGUACGGCUGGGCCACCAGCUACCACGACGACGGAUGGGGGUUCUGCCAGCACGACGCCGCCUGCUCCGGUGCCGCCUGUGCAGACUGCUGGUGCGGCCAGGACAGGUGCUGGCUCUCAUGGGCUGAAGGUGAUUGGAGUCGUCGGCGCUAUCUGCGGACUUACACAGAUGGUGCUUUCCCUGUAGACUUGCCCUGGCCAGUGUCUUGUGGCCAUAGGCAGAUCUUGGUGAGGGGCCAGGUCUGUUUACAAACCUGAAUUGAAUGUAGAAUGGAGACCUGCUAGUCUAUACAUAUAUAACAAAUGCAGCUUGAACUUACAGGAACGCCG
Messenger RNA from Microdochium trichocladiopsis, 1184 nucleotides. RefSeq lists its product as uncharacterized. The transcript has a single exon. Bases 199 to 1041 code for a protein of 280 amino acids. The record is from RefSeq and is a predicted model, not a curated record. NCBI's taxonomy places the organism in Eukaryota, Fungi, Ascomycota, Sordariomycetes, Xylariales, Microdochiaceae.